Messenger RNA from Dalotia coriaria, 3053 nucleotides. RefSeq names its product Kinesin family member 3C (gene Kif3C). Gene Ontology annotation, molecular function: microtubule motor activity; ATP binding; microtubule binding. The coding region runs from base 352 to 2823 and encodes 823 amino acids. NCBI's taxonomy places the organism in Eukaryota, Metazoa, Arthropoda, Insecta, Coleoptera, Staphylinidae. The transcript is spliced from 8 exons. Gene Ontology annotation, cellular component: microtubule associated complex. Gene Ontology annotation, biological process: mitotic spindle organization; spindle elongation; microtubule-based movement. The record is from RefSeq and is a predicted model, not a curated record.
GCGCGGCGUCGGUCAGCGUUCAUCAGUCCGGUUCGAAAUGCGACGGCGUCGCGACGCUACACUGUUUACCACACGCUCGUACCUGAACUCCUAAGUAAAUGAACCCUCAGUGCUUGUUUGCAACAAUAAACAAACUACUACACAACGAAUUUAGAGAAACAUAAUAAAUCAAUGUGAAACUAUUUGAAUUUCUACGAAACUAUUAGUUGAAACAGUUUAAAAUGUGGACAAUACAUUGUGAUCUAAUGGAAAAAUCAAUCGAACGGUAAUUAGAACUACCAGAGCGUCAAUUAACGCGACGAAUGAUAAAAUUAUAUUUCAGAUAAAAAUCUUCUAAAACAAUAAAACAAAAUGGCGGAAAACGUCAAGGUCAUCGUAAGGUGUCGACCUAUGAACGCAAAAGAGAAAGAAUUACAGAGCAAACCUGUGGUAAAAAUGAAAGAUUGUAUGGUGGAAAUUUUUGAUCCUGCUGAAGGACCUGCAUUUCCCAAGCAAUUUACAUUUGAUUCCGUGUAUGAUGUUGACAGCCAAACAGAAAAUAUUUACAACGACAUCUGUUAUCCUUUAGUUGAGAGUGUUUUAGAAGGAUAUAAUUCAACGAUAUUCGUCUAUGGACAAACAGGAUGUGGAAAAUCCUACUCAAUGGAAGGCAAUAAAACCUCAAACCCACCAGAAAAAGGAAUAAUCAGUCGAACAUUCGAGCAUAUCUUCGAAGCAAUCAGCGUGGCGACUGAAACAAAAUAUUUAGCAAUAGUAAGCUAUCUAGAAAUCUACAACGAACAAAUACGUGAUCUUUUGACAUUCGACGGGUCCAAAACAGCCGCAAAUAGCAAUAAUCUACCAUUAAAAGAUACCCAAAACGAAGGACUAACAGUUGCAGGACUCACAACGCAUCAAGUUCACAAUAUGCAAGAAUGUGAAGAAUUAUUACAAAUCGGCGCUAAGAACAGAAUGAUUGGAGCAACACUAAUGAAUCAAAACAGUUCAAGGUCACACAGUAUAUUUACAAUAAGCAUUGAGCAAAUAAACAACUGUAAUGACACUGAAACAAUCCGCAGAGGAAAAUUAAAUUUGGUUGAUUUAGCUGGUUCUGAACGACAAGCUAAAACAGGAGCUACUGGUGAGAGGUUAAAAGAAGCUACAAAAAUUAACUUGUCGUUAAGUGCGUUAGGAAAUGUCAUAUCUGCAUUAGUCGAUGGCAAAGCUAAACAUAUCCCCUACAGAGAUUCAAAACUUACAAGACUAUUACAGGAUUCUUUAGGUGGUAAUACAAGGACUUUGAUGAUUGCGUGUAUAAGUCCUGCAAGUAGAAAUUAUGUAGAAACAUUAUCAACGUUGAGAUAUGCAAACAGAGCGAAAAAUAUUUCAAAUAAACCAAAAGUUAAUGAAGAUCCUAAAGAUGCAAUACUCAGACAGUAUCAAGAAGAAAUAGAAAGGCUUAAAGACAUGCUUAAUAAAUCAGUCAGGUUAUCAACACCAUUGAAAAUUGAAGAUGUCGAUGAGGAGUCGACUAUUAUCAGUGAUAACAAAAAAAUAAACAUGAAUCAUUUAAAUAUUCAUAACAAUAAUAACACACAAGAUGAUUUAGAUCAAAAACGUGAUUUUUUAAUUCAACAAUACGAAUCUGAGAUGGAAAAACUCAAGAAUCUUCAUCAGGAUGAAAAAGCUCAGAAGGAAAAUAUCAUGAAGCAAAUAGAAACCAUUCGGGAGGAAUACAAUCAAAGUAUAGAGAAAUUAAAUGAUGAGAUAAAAAGUCAACAGGAGAUAAACGCGUCGAAUAAACCGGAAACUGUGAAUAAGGAAGAAAUCCUUCAAAGGAUUGAAUUGUUGAAGGCGAAUAUGAUUGGUGGUGAACGUGCCAAUGAUAAAGAAUUAUCAGAAAGAAGAAGGAAGAAGAAAAUCGCAUCAGAGAGGAGACUUAGUGCUAUUGCGCAUGUCCUUGCCAAAAUGGAUCUCAAUGAAGACCGGGAGAUCCUUCAGAACCAAUACAAGGAUAUUGCUCAAGAGUUGAAUUUAAAAACUGAUGCGUUGAGGCGUUUUCGGCACCGGGUGAAAAGUUUAGAGAAAGAGAUUCAGGACAUUCAAGGGGAAUUUGAGACUGAACGCCAGGACUAUUUGGAAACCAUCAGGAAACAGGACAUGAGUGUUAAGCUAAUGACACAGAUUUCUGAUAAAAUGAGUGGGAGUAUGAAGAAAGAGUGUAAUUAUAGAGAUUUGGAGUCUAUCAAGGAGCAAGCUGUAUGGUCAGAUGAUUCCCAAAAAUAUAGACUACCCGAAUUAAUCUUCAAAAGGACAAAAUUUCCACCUGCAGGAAAUCAACGAGUUUCUUCAUCGAAUUCCGAAAACAGCAGCGCCCCCACAUCACCACCAGACUAUUCACUAACAAACGGAAGUGGAAACGGAAAUGGAUACAUCAACGGACAUGGCGAGCGUUUUGAGAAAAUGGACGACGACAUAGUCGGAAGUUACUUCAAACCUAAACGUGCAACGCAGUUGUUGAAUCAAUCCGUGCGUCAAACCAUGAAUACGAAUCAAAUAUUCAAUACUUGGAGAGGAAAAUUGUUAGAAGUACCGGUUACAGAUUUUGCCACCACGCGGCGCCACCAGCAACCAUCCGGCCAAUCAGCGUACCACAAUGGUCAUAAUCAUAACCUCAACGGACCAAAUCUGACUAGUACUCAAAACGGAAAUGAUCAUUCGCCAUGGCAUCGUUCUCCAAGGAAACAAUCAACAACAAACGGUCAUUUUCUUUCUGAUUCUAACCUAAGAAGACCUUUGAGGUUAGAAGCACUACCAACCAUAGAAAAAGGCAGACAUUCAUAGUUAUAAAAAAAUUUGUAUAAAAUUGUUAAAAGUAUACAGAGUGUUAUUUUAACCUGAAAAAGUUUAUUGUAAAUUUGCAGAGUUUAUCAUAGAUAAAAACCCAUAGAAUAAAGUAGAAUAUUUAUUAUUGUUAUCAUAUUGUGUGAUAUUAUGAUUAAUUUAUGUUUUGAAUAUCCUGUAAUUUUUAUAUAUUCAAAGAAGAGAAAUAUAUUUGUUGUUGAAAGUAAAAA